Molecule: messenger RNA, 1951 nt
Organism: Zootoca vivipara (common lizard)
Lineage: Eukaryota; Metazoa; Chordata; Lepidosauria; Squamata; Lacertidae
Gene: LCK
Product: LCK proto-oncogene, Src family tyrosine kinase
Biological process (GO): protein phosphorylation
Molecular function (GO): protein binding; protein tyrosine kinase activity; ATP binding
Source: RefSeq, a predicted model, not a curated record
GCUGUCUGUGCAAAGCACUCGGAGGGCAGGAAAUCAGCAGAGAAGGUGGCGAGAGAAAGAGAGAGAAGGACAGGGUAUGCGUUUGAGAUCUCCUGGAGCCUUUUUGCACUCUAGACACGCUAUGAUUCACUGCCCAAUGUGAUGAGGAAGAAGCCAUUUCCCUCCCUUUCAAUUUGUGGGAACCGGAGAGAGACUAGUUUUCACCAUCCCUGCUAACAGAGAUUAUGGGUUGCUGCUGCAGUGACUACGAUGAUGACUGGGAUGAGAACAUAGAAAUUUGUGAGACAUGUCACUACCCUGUUGACCCUGCCACCAAGUCCCAGAGGCUGAUUUCCAAUGGGUCUGAAAUGUACAAUCCUCUGAUGUCUUGCGAAACUAUUCCUCCUCCCAGCUCACCUCUUCAAGAUAAACUGGUGGUUGCAUUAUACGAUUAUGAGUCACUGCAUGAUGGAGAUCUGGUGCUCCGGAAAGGUGAACAGCUCCGGGUAUUGGAAGAGACCGGGGAAUGGUGGAAAGCGCAAUCUCUCACCACCGGGCGAGUGGGUUACAUUCCAAGAAACUUUGUUGCCAGGAUGAACACCCUGGAGCAAGAGCCCUGGUUUUUCAAAGCUCUCAGCAGGAAGGAUGCAGAACGGCAGCUCUUGACCGCAGGCAACACGCAUGGCGCUUUCCUCAUUCGGGAGAGUGAAUCCACCAAAGGCUCCUUUUCCCUCUCCAUUCGUGACUUUGACAAGAACCAGGGAGAAGUUGUGAAGCACUAUAAGAUCCGCAAUAUGGACAACGGCGGCUUUUACAUCUCCCCUCGCAUCACCUUUGAGAGUCUGCACCAGCUGGUGGAGCAUUAUAUGAACAACAUGGAUGGGCUUUGCACCCGCCUUGGCAAGCCCUGCCAGACGCAGAAGCCACAGAAACCCUGGUGGCAGGAUGAGUGGGAGGUGCCUCGGGAGAGCCUCAAGCUGGUGGAGAAACUGGGAGCCGGGCAGUUUGGAGAAGUUUGGAUGGGUUACUAUAACAGCCACACAAAAGUCGCCAUCAAGAGUCUGAAGCAAGGCAGCAUGUCGCCUGAGGCCUUCCUGGCUGAAGCUAACCUGAUGAAGAAACUGCGGCAUCCCCGGCUGGUGAGGCUUUAUGCUGUGGUGACCCAGAAGCCCAUGUACAUCAUCACUGAGUACAUGGAAAAAGGAAACUUGGUGGAUUUCCUCAAAGCUGUUGAAGGCAUCAAGCUGACCAUUUAUAAACUGCUGGAUAUGUCAGCACAGAUAGCGGAAGGAAUGGCCUUCCUUGAAAAGAAGAAUUAUAUCCAUCGUGACCUGCGAGCUGCCAACAUCUUGGUGUCAGAUAUGCUCUGCUGCAAGAUUGCUGAUUUCGGCCUGGCCCGGCUUAUAGAGGAUGAGUACACAGCUCAAGAGGGAGCAAAAUUUCCCAUCAAGUGGACAGCCCCAGAGGCUAUCAAUUAUGGGACAUUCACCAUCAAAUCAGAUGUUUGGUCAUUUGGGAUCUUGCUGACCGAGAUCAUCACCUACGGGCGGAUUCCUUACCCAGGGAUGAGCAACCCAGAGGUCAUACAGAAUUUGGAGCGAGGCUACCGGAUGCCUGCACCUGAAAACUGUCCGGAAGAGCUGUACAAACUGAUGCUUCAGUGCUGGAAGGAGAACCCUGAGCAGCGGCCCACAUUUGAGUACCUGAAAGGUGUCCUGGAGGACUUUUUCACUGCCACUGAAGGACAAUAUGAGCAGGGUGUGUGACAAUGGACUUCAGAGCAUCCCGAACAAUACAAUGCAAAAUCUCCCUUCAUGUUGCUCCCCUGCUCCCCCACCGAAACAUUUUGUAGCAAGAUGCACCUUGAAGACCUGGAGGAACCUAAUGUAUCCCAGAACCCAGAUGAAAUGACACCCUUUGAGUGAGAUUUAGAUGCCUUUCCUCAUAAUCCCUGUGGAGGAGAGAUGAGGGC